AUGCCACUGCACCACCUGAACCAUUCAAUCGUGGCGAGAGAGCGCACCUACCAUUUGCUGUCGGCUUGCAUAGAUAUCACAUACAUCUACCUAAUAACUAUUAGGCUAAAUCCUCUAAGUACCUCUAUACUACUAGAGAGUAAGAGUUAUGAUUAUAUGCGUUUUAAGUCGCUAAAUUUUAUUAACUCUAUUUAUACUAUAGAGGGGAAAUUAAGAGAUAAAGGGAGUAGAAGGCGUGGAAGAUAUAAAGCUAUAGUGGCUGCUGGUAAACGCCUAGUAAUCUUCUAUAAGGAAGUGCUUAAGGUGAGAUUUAAGUUAUUAUGGGCUAAGCUAGAGGUCUUCUUAACGUGCUACUACUAG
Beauveria bassiana ARSEF 2860 is the source of this 360-nucleotide messenger RNA. RefSeq lists its product as uncharacterized. The record is from RefSeq and is a predicted model, not a curated record. Bases 1 to 360 code for a protein of 119 amino acids. The transcript has 18 exons. NCBI's taxonomy places the organism in Eukaryota, Fungi, Ascomycota, Sordariomycetes, Hypocreales, Cordycipitaceae.